CUCGUCUCUUCUCUUCUUCUCAGGAAACACAUUUGGGGAAAAAGAAAAUCUCAGGAUUUGUCGCCGCCGCCGCCGCCGCCGCCGCCGCCUCGGUUGCUUCGUUUUAGAGUCGGUCGGGACAGAUCAGACCGAAGAAGGGCGGGCAUGGUUGUUGUGUAUGAGCAGGAUCCCGAUGUUCUCCGAUGGAACCUUCAUCUGCUCCUCCCGCCUGCCGCGGCGCUACCCUACCACCAACAUCAACACGACGCCGUCGCCAACGACGAGAUGAUCGCCCACGCACUCCAGGAGGAGCUCUCCAACGUUGCCUUCGCCGAGGCAUCAGCCUCCUCCUCCUCCUCCUCCUCUUGUGUUCUUACGCAACGCUGGUCUCUUCCCUCUGCUCCUCCUCUAAAGGAUGAUGGGAAUUACGAUUCAGCACCGUCGGCAGCGGAACCCUUUGCUUCAUGUUCUAGCCCUGGAGAUAAUGCCCAGGAUUGCGUAAUCGAGUUUGUUGACGAUUUCUCUGCCCUAGAUGGCCAAGUUGGGAAAAGAUUAAGCGACAUGAUUCCCAUUCCUCAUGUUCCAAAAACAAAUGGCGAAAUUCCUUCUGUUGAUGAAGCCUUCUCAGAUCACCAAAGGCUCCUUGACAGGUUGGUGCUGUAUGAUCUGGCUGAGCUCAAGGUUAAAGGAGAUGGCAAUUGUCAGUUCCGAGCAUUGUCCGAUCAAUUUUACCGCAGUACUGAACACCACAGAUUUGUUCGGCAACAAAUAGUGAGACGGCUUGAAUCUUACCCGGAAAUUUACGCGGGAUAUGUCCCUAUGGACUAUAGGGAAUAUCUCAAUAAGAUGAUAAAGAAUGGGGAGUGGGGUGACCAUGUUACAUUGCAGGCUGCUGCAGACUCGUAUGGUGUGAAGAUUUUCAUCCUGACAUCAUUCAGAGAUACCUGCUAUAUUGAAAUUCUUCCUGUUGUUCAGAAAUCAGAAAGAGUUAUAUGCUUGAGCUUUUGGGCUGAGGUGCAUUACAACUCGAUAUAUCCGGAAGGAGAGUUACCAGCGCUGGAGAACAAAAAGAAAAAAUGGUGGCAUUUCUAGAUCAGCAACUGGUGUGCAGCCAUUCCAUUUGAUUUGCUGUUGGUCAGAUCAAUGGUUAUUUUGUUGGGGCUGUGUAGGAUUGUUGGUUCUGUACAUAAACACAUUUAGUUAGUAGGAUAGGACCAUAGGAGCAGAUAUAGUACUGACAGCAUGCAGAAGGAUGUAUCAUCAUGAACUGUUGGAUAUUGAUGUUAUAUAUGACGGAAUCGAUUCUUUUCUUCCAA
This is a messenger RNA of Oryza brachyantha (malo sina), 1295 nucleotides long. Its product is annotated as OVARIAN TUMOR DOMAIN-containing deubiquitinating enzyme 12-like. The record is from RefSeq and is a predicted model, not a curated record. NCBI's taxonomy places the organism in Eukaryota, Viridiplantae, Streptophyta, Magnoliopsida, Poales, Poaceae. Gene Ontology annotation, biological process: protein deubiquitination. The coding region runs from base 145 to 1071 and encodes 308 amino acids. Gene Ontology annotation, molecular function: cysteine-type deubiquitinase activity. The transcript has 10 exons.